Vigna radiata var. radiata (mung bean) is the source of this 3251-nucleotide messenger RNA. RefSeq names its product putative leucine-rich repeat receptor-like serine/threonine-protein kinase At2g24130. Gene Ontology annotation, molecular function: protein binding. Bases 225 to 3020 code for a protein of 931 amino acids. The record is from RefSeq and is a predicted model, not a curated record. NCBI's taxonomy places the organism in Eukaryota, Viridiplantae, Streptophyta, Magnoliopsida, Fabales, Fabaceae. The transcript has a single exon.
CUUUCUCUACAUUUUGUACAAAAUAAACUAGUCCAUAGUAGUGGAUGCCCGGUUAGACACUUUUUAAUCUUAAAUGACUCAUAUUCUAGACAUAUACAUCACUACACUAGUCUGCAACCACCAUUAGUGGUACAAAAUUUCACUUGCAAACCCUUCUAUGAUUUAAAGCCUUUAGUACUAAAUCCCAAGCACCAGAAAACUGUGGAUUCAGUUACUUCUUCCUCAUGGAAGUGUCAUAUGCAACUCUAUUUCUUCUCUUGAUUUUGUUGACAACACUCCACUUUAAAGCAAGCAUAGUAGCAGGGCUCAACAUAAUUUGCAGUGAGAAAGAAAUGAAUGCACUCCUCAGCUUCAAGCAUGGACUAGCAGACCCUUCAAACAGGCUUUCAUCAUGGUCUGAAGAAGAAGAUUGUUGUUCAUGGGCAGGGGUUCGCUGCAACAACUUCACUGGUCAAGUCAUGGAACUCAAUCUUAACACAUCUGUGAGCUCUCCCUAUAGGGAAUUGAGUGGUGAGAUUAGUCCUUCCCUGCUUGAACUAAAAUCUUUGACUCGUUUGGACUUGAGUUCAAAUUAUUUUGUUCUUACUCCAAUACCAAGCUUCCUAGGCUCAAUGGAGAGUCUGAGAUACUUGGACCUUAGCUUAAGUGGGUUCAUGGGACUAAUCCCUCACCAACUAGGAAAUCUAUCAAACCUGCAGCACCUUAAUCUUGGGUACAAUUAUGCUCUUCAGAUAGAUAAUCUUAAUUGGAUAUCAAGGCUUUCUUCCUUGGAAUACCUUGAUUUGAGUUAUGCAGACCUUCACAAAGAAGCUGAUUGGCUUCAAGUACUGAGUGCACUUCCUUCUCUUUCAGAACUACACUUAGAGAACUGUCAAAUUGAUAACUUGGGACCACCUAAAGGAAAAACCAACUUCACAAAUCUUCAAGUCCUUGAUCUUUCAAAUAAUAAUCUAAAUCAGGAAAUCCCUUCAUGGCUAUCCAAUCUCAGUACAACUCUUGUCCAACUUGAUUUACACAGUAACCUUUUACAUGGAGAAAUCCCACAAAUAUUGUCAAGCCUUCAAAACAUCAAAAUUCUAGACUUGCAUGGCAACCAACUCGGUGGAGCACUUCCCAAUUCAUUAAGUCUGCUCAAGAAUCUUGAAGUUCUAGAUCUCAGUAAUAAUACCUUUAUUUGCCCACUUCCCGCAUCAUUUGCAAACUUAUCAUCCUUGAGGACUUUGAACCUGGCUCACAACCGGCUGAAUGGGACCAUUCCUAAGAGUUUUGGGUUCCUCCAAAAGCUGCAGAUAUUAAACCUUGGAGCUAAUGCUCUGACUGGUGAUAUGCCUGUAACUCUUGGAACUCUCUCAAAUUUAGUGACAUUAGACCUUUCAUCAAAUUUGUUGGGAGGAUCAGUACAGGAGAUACAUUUUGUAAAACUUCUGAAAUUAAAGGAACUGCGUUUAUCUUCAACAAACUUGUUCCUCACUGUUAACUCUAGAUGGGUUCCCCCAUUUCAGCUUGAAUAUGUUUUACUCAGCUCCUUUGGAAUAGGGCCCAAGUUUCCAGAAUGGCUGAAAAUCCAGAGUUCUGUAAAGGUGUUGACAAUGUCGAAGGCAGGUAUUUCAGAUUUGGUUCCUAGUUGGUUUUGGAAUUGGAGUUUCCAACUCGAAUUCCUGGAUCUGUCAAACAACCUCUUAAGAGGAGAUGUAUCAAACAUCUUUUUAAAUUCCAGCGUCAUAAACCUGAGUUCUAAUUUGUUCAAGGGUACAUUGCCAAGUGUGUCUGCAAAUGUUGAAGUGCUGAAUAUUGCCAAUAACUCGAUUUCUGGAACGGUUUCUCCCUUAUUAUGUGGAAAGACAAAUGCUACUAACAAGUUAAGUGUGCUGGAUGUCUCAAAUAAUGUCUUAUCUGGUGAUCUUGGUCAGUGUUGGGUUCAUUGGCAAGCCUUGGUGCACUUGAACUUGGGUUCUAACAGUUUUUCUGGUGAAAUUCCACACUCCAUUGGGUAUCUGUCUCAACUUGAGUCUUUGUUGCUAAAUGACAACGGCCUUUCAGAAUAUAUUCCUUCAACCCUGCAAAAUUGCUCUACAAUGAAGUUUAUUGACAUGGGUAAUAACCAACUUUCUGACACAAUACCAACUUGGAUGUGGGAAAUGCAAUAUCUAAUAGUUCUUCGUCUAAGAUCCAAUAACUUCAGUGGCAGCAUUACUCAAAAGAUGUGUCAACUUUCUUCCCUUAUAGUGCUGGAUCUUGCCAAUAACAGCCUGUCAGGAUCCAUUCCAAAUUGUUUGGAUCAGAUGAAGACAAUGGCUGGUGAAGAUGACUUCUUUGCCAACCCUUUGAGUUAUUCAUAUGGCUCCGACUUCAGUUAUAACAACUACAAGGAAAGUCUUGAGUUAGUUCCCAAAGGAGAUGAGUUAGAGUACAGGGACAAUCUCAUACUGGUGAGAAUGAUUGAUCUUUCAAGUAAUAAGCUGUCUGGAGCAAUUCCACCUGAAAUUUCGAAGCUAUCUGCUUUGCGGUUUUUGAACUUGUCAAGAAACAUUCUAAAUGGAGAGAUACCAAAAGACAUGGGAAAAAUGAAAUUGCUAGAAUCCCUUGAUCUCUCAUUAAAUCACAUUUCAGGUGAAAUCCCGCAAAGCUUGUCUGAUUUGUCCUUCCUCAGUUUCCUGAAUCUAUCAUACAACAAUUUAUCUGGCAGAAUUCCCACAAGCACCCAACUUCAGAGUUUUGAAACACUUAGCUACACAGGAAAUCCUGAGCUCUGUGGUCCUCCUAUAACAAAUAAUUGCACAAGCAAAGAAGGGAUGUCAGAGAAUGCUUCUGUUAAACAUGCUGACGGAAAUUUCUUUGGAACAUCAGAGUUUUACACAGGAAUGGGAGUUGGAUUUGCAGCAGGAUUUUGGGGGGUUUGCAGUGUUAUUUUCUUCAACAGAACUUGGAGGCAUGCUUAUUUUGAUUUUAUUGACCACUUGAAAGAUGUGAUUUAUGUCACCGUAGUUUUGAAGGUUAGAAGGUCACUUGCUAAAUCAUGAGUUUACCUUUCAGCUGCUAACAAGAGAGACAUUACAAGGUGAUUUCUAGCCAUAAAAAUAUGAAUAAGGUUUACCUUGUAUCAGUUCGUAUGAUGUUUUCUCUGUUUAGUCGUUUUCAUUGGUAAUACGAGCCUUUUUAUGUUAGGAGAACCGAAAGAUUGUAUGAUUUGAGUGUAAAAUUUUGUUUUGAAUUUACUAAUGCGUCAAUGGAUGACCAAGAUAUAUUCUUAA